Aphidius gifuensis is the source of this 1041-nucleotide messenger RNA. Its product is annotated as death-associated inhibitor of apoptosis 1-like. Gene Ontology annotation, biological process: regulation of cell cycle; negative regulation of apoptotic process; positive regulation of protein ubiquitination. The record is from RefSeq and is a predicted model, not a curated record. Gene Ontology annotation, cellular component: cytoplasm; nucleus. The transcript has a single exon. Bases 1 to 1041 code for a protein of 346 amino acids. Lineage: Eukaryota; Metazoa; Arthropoda; Insecta; Hymenoptera; Braconidae. Gene Ontology annotation, molecular function: cysteine-type endopeptidase inhibitor activity involved in apoptotic process; ubiquitin protein ligase activity.
AUGGCUUCAUCAACAAGCAUGGUGAUGGCAGAACAUAUCGAAAAACGUACUUGGUUUGAACGUGGUGAAAGAUUAUUGUAUCGUGUAGAAACCAAUCGCCGUGAAAGUUUUGAAACAUGGCCGUUAGCUCAUCUUUUAGAUAUUUUUGAAUUGGCUUCUGCUGGAUUCUAUUAUACCGGAGUUGGUAACUUUGUAUGUUGUUUUGAAUGUGGAGUUAAAAUUAACGAUUGGACUUUGGGUGAGAAACCAAGCUGUAGAUUUGUACGCCGAAUACCAUGUGGAAAUGUCCCUGUGGGCAUCAACCCUGACACCGUGGCUGUACCUACUUUCUACCCUUAUCGGAAAAAUAUUUCUCCUGUAAUUUCACCGUCAUUCCGUUAUUCAUAUUAUUCAGCGGCGGUAUCAAGACUUGAACAUCGAGAAUUUUUAAGUCUUUUUGAUUAUGUACCACCACCGUACCCUGUUCCACAACCUGAGAUUGAUGUUAAAACUGCCAAGGUUCGACAAUACUUGACUUAUGACGUACGCCUGAAAUCAUAUGGAUAUUGGCCUAGGCACAUGAGCCAGACAAAAGAAAAGCUAGCUGAGGCCGGAUUUUUCUACACUGGUAUUGGUGACUACGUUCAGUGUUAUCACUGUGGUAAUGGUUUAAAAGAUUGGCUCCCAAAUGAAGAUCCAUGGGAAGAACAUGCACGUUAUUUUAAAGAAUGUUAUUUUGUACGUGUUAUCAAAGGACAAGAAUUUAUUGAUCAUUUCAAAAUACCUCAAACCGAUGAUCAACCAUCAGACGAUGAGGAAGAAGCAGAAAGUUUGACAAUCGAAUCAAACUCAAUAGUCAUUAUGAGAAAUAUACCUACGGAUUACCACAGUAUAGAUGAAGAUAUUGAAUUUAAAUGUAAAAUUUGUUUCGAAAAAAAUUUAGGUAUAUUAUUUUUACCAUGUAGACAUUUUGUUUCUUGUGGAAAUUGUUCAACUGAUUUAAAAAAAUGUGUUAUAUGUAGAGCAGAUAUUGAAAAAGUUGUACGACCAAUUAUUUCAUGA